UAAAAUUAAGUUCAUUAAACAUUUCAAUGAAAUGAUUAAAUCUUUACCAAGGCAUAACACUUGUUUGCACCCUGCAAGUUGUAUGCAUUAUGUUACACAGGGAUGGUUCAAAAUGUUCUCCUUGGGUGUAUGCUUUCAAUUGGGACUCCGAAUUUUCAUGCGCAUAGGAACAAUCGCUAGAAGGCCCAAAGAAAUUUCAAAUAUAAUACUCAACAAAUCAUCAUAUUCUUUAGCAAUGUUUCUUGGUGGAUUUACCGGUAUUUUUAGAUUAUCAUCUUGUGUUUUGAGGUGGAUCUCAGGGAAAGAUAGGCCAGAGCAUGCUUUACCUGCAGGUAUUUUAGCAGGAUUAGCAUUUGGUAAAUACCGAAGUAAUAACAUUGCAUUAUACGUCAUGUGGAAAAAUGCUUCAUAUUUCCUAUAA
Molecule: messenger RNA, 421 nt
Organism: Ctenocephalides felis (cat flea)
Lineage: Eukaryota; Metazoa; Arthropoda; Insecta; Siphonaptera; Pulicidae
Product: transmembrane protein 135-like
Exons: 4
Coding region: 32-421 (129 amino acids)
Source: RefSeq, a predicted model, not a curated record